This is a messenger RNA of Planococcus citri (citrus mealybug), 1774 nucleotides long. RefSeq names its product tubulin alpha-2 chain-like. NCBI's taxonomy places the organism in Eukaryota, Metazoa, Arthropoda, Insecta, Hemiptera, Pseudococcidae. The record is from RefSeq and is a predicted model, not a curated record. The transcript has 4 exons. Bases 123 to 1565 code for a protein of 480 amino acids. Gene Ontology annotation, molecular function: GTP binding; structural constituent of cytoskeleton. Gene Ontology annotation, biological process: microtubule cytoskeleton organization; mitotic cell cycle. Gene Ontology annotation, cellular component: cytoplasm; microtubule.
UGUUAAAAAUCCAUCAGGACUUAUUCCGUGCUCGACGCCGUAUAAUUCCCAGCAGGCGCUUCCGAUUUGGACCCCGCACUGGCCGACAUGAACAGACACUACUUCACGCUGAAAAUACCAGAAUGUUUAGUCGAGAAGUAGUGUCAGUGCACGUUGGACAAGCUGGAGUCCAGAUUGGAAAUGCAUGUUGGGAAUUGUACGGCGUCGAACACGGAGUCAGUCCAGAUGGCUUCCUGACUGCCGACGAUUUACCAUGUAACGCUCAUGAUUUUUUCGGUACUUUUUAUCAAGAGACGACGACAGGACGGUUUAUUCCUCGAGCUGUGUUGGUUGAUUUGGAACCCAGCGUUAUAGAUGAAAUUAGGAACAAUCAAUACAAAGAGUUAUUCCGUCCUUCGUCGUUGAUUUCGGGCAAGGAAGAUGCGGCGAAUAACUACGGACGCGGAUUUUACACCAUUGGAAAAGAAAUGGAAUCCGUUGUUUUGGAUUCGUUGAGAAAACAAAUCGAAAUGUGCGCCAGUUUCGCCGGGUUUUUCAUUUUUCAUUCGAUGGGCGGUGGAACUGGCUCAGGGCUGACUACUCUGCUCAUGCAGAAAUUAGCAGCCGAAUACGGAAAGAAACAUAAAUUAGAAUUCGUUAUUUAUCCGUGUCCUAGGCUCUCGACAGCGGUUGUAGAGCCUUACAACGCAGUACUAAUGUCGCACGGAACCAUGGAGCACAGCGAUUGCGCCUUUUUGGUCGACAACGAAGCCCUGUACGAUAUCUGCACCCGUCAGCUGGACAUGGAACGACCAACGUACGUCAGCCUAAACCGAAUCUUCGGCCAAGUGAUUUCAGCCUUAACCGCAUCGAUGCGAUUCGAUGGCUCAAUCAACGUCGAUUUAUCCGAAUUCCAAACGAAUUUAGUACCUUAUCCUAGAAUACAUUUCCCACUCGUCACCUACGCUCCAUUCCAUUCGGUAAACAAAGCUACGCACGAGAAAGUCACCGUCACUCAAUUAACUCGACUAUGUUUCGAACGAUCAAAUCAAAUGCUGAGAUGCGAUCCUUCUCGAGGCAAAUACAUGGCGUGCUGUAUGCUCUACAGAGGCCUGAUACAAGUUAAAGAAGUAAACAGCUCUAUACAGAUAAUUAAAAAUAGUAAAAUACCCUUCGUAGACUGGUGUCCGACUGGCUUCAAAAUAGGCGUCAAUUACCAACCACCUACCUGCGUACCGGGUAGCGGUUUAUCUAAAGUUAACCUAUCUUUAUGCGCUAUUUGUAAUUCCACCUCGAUAGCCGAAGUAUGGUCUAGGGUUAAUUAUAAGUUCGAUCUAAUGUUCGCCAAAAGAGCGUAUGCCCAUUGGUAUCUCGGAGAAGGUAUGGACGAACAAGAGUUCGUCGAUGCUAGAGAAAAUCUAGCUUCUCUGGAGAAAGAUUACGAAGAAUGUGGCAGAGAUACGCCUAAAGAGGCCGAAGCCGAAGAAGAAUCGACAGCAUAUACGACGACAGCAACGCCAGAAAGUGUCACAGAUGGUGGCACGACAGAGGUUACCGCGACAGAAGGAACCGAAGCAGCGGCGUAGUUGAUUUUUUAUUUUUAUUAUUAAAUUCGUCUAAGGUAAAUUUUAAAAUUGUUGAAAUCGUGAUUACUAUUAUAGGUACCUAUAGUUCAAACGUUGAAAUGCUAAAAAGAAAAAGUAAAAAAAUAACAUCUUGUUGUAAUGUGUAUAAAGAAUAAUGUAAAUGUCGAAUGUGUUGCAGUUCAAAUAGAAUUCAAAAUCUGUCUUCAUUA